GGGACUCGCAACUUCACAAACUCAAUUCAAUAUUUGCACGCUUUAGAACUGCAGUCUUUGGGAGCUCAAUUGGCAAGCUGUGUCUUGACUCUUGAGUUAUUUAGAUGUCGACGGAGGAACAGAGCAUUGACGUAGCUAACAGUUCGGAAAGCAAAGCCCAGAAUCAUGAACAAGAGGAACUAGAUGAAGAGUUACGCGCCCUUCUACUGCCCGACGUAUCCAGUCUUCCCCAGACUCCACCUUCCGCCGUUGAAUCCAACUUUGUCACUUACUUUGCUUUAGAUUUUAUGAAGCCCGGACACGAUCAGUAUGUUUACCGGCACGCCAAUGGCUUGUGUGUGAUCGGCUUGGCUCCUUCCCACGUUGCUUUCAAAGAUGAAGGUGGAAUCACAGCUGUGGAUUUUAAUGUUGGAAAGUCUGAUCGCAGCGGCGUUAAGGUCACAGGAAAGCGGAAGAAGAAUGCUCAACAUUUUGAGUCCAACACAGCGUUGUGUAAAAUUUCUACUUGUAAUGAUUCUUAUAUAGUAAGGUGUUGUGUCAAAGGCUCUCUUUUGGAAGUAAAUCAGCAACUAAUCAAGCAGCCAGAUUUGCUUAAUACUUCGGCAGAUAGAGAAGGAUAUAUUGCUAUUAUAAUGCCAAAACCUGCUGAUUGGCUCAAGAUCAAGGCUUCACUCGUGGGACUUCAGGAGUACAAGAAGUUGAGGCAAGUCUCAUGAAUCUUUUGUCUGUCCCACGAUGGAACCUUAAGAAUCUAAACAAGUCUCGCGCCUUAUCCUAGUGCUUCCGAGAUUUCUUUACCCUCAAUUGAUGGGGCGCCAAAUGCAUGCUACAUGUUGGAUGAUACCAGAGCAGCAGAGCUUGUGUUUUGUGUCACGUCAAAGGAGCCUUUAGGUUUACUUUGUUAGUGUAUUUUCUGUUAUUUAAAACGAAUAUCUAUUGCUUGAUUUCAACAACAACAACAACAACAAGCCUUUAUCCCACUAGGUGGGGUCGGCUACAUGGAUUGCAAGACGCCAUUGUGCUCUAUUAUUUAUUAAGCUUUUAGAAUAUUAUUAAUCAAGAGAUCACGUUCAACAA
Molecule: messenger RNA, 1077 nt
Organism: Prosopis cineraria
Lineage: Eukaryota; Viridiplantae; Streptophyta; Magnoliopsida; Fabales; Fabaceae
Exons: 6
Coding region: 105-716 (203 amino acids)
Cellular component (GO): nucleus
Source: RefSeq, a predicted model, not a curated record